AUGCCAAUCCGUCGCGCGACACCUGCCGACUUCCCCGCCAUAAAUGCCGUCUGCGCCGCUGCUUUCCACGAUGACGAACUAUUCGGUGACAUGAUACACCCGCUGCGCGACCAAUAUCCAGAAGACUUCGUGCACUUCUUCGCGCGGCGGAACCGCGAGAACUGGUGGGAUUACGCGCACGAGAUAUGGGUAGCGACCGUCAUAGAAAACGGCAAAGAGAAGAUUGCUGGAAUGGGGGAGUGGGAGCGCAUGGGCAGGGCGAACGAGGGGUGGGGGAUCGGGUGGUGGGAUCCGCGACAACUCCUCAAGCCCGCACAACACCAUCUCAACACCCUCUCCGGCCGCAUCUGGCCCAACCGCGCCGCCAAGGAACUGCGCCUUGAAAACGCCUUUGUGGAAGCGCACCCCUUCUUCCACCAUCACUGGUCUGGCGCGAGAGCAGACAGCUGGUACCUCGACCUGCUAGCGAUUCAUCCCGCCUACCAGGGUCGCGGACUAGGAAAGGAGCUGGUGGCCUACGGUAUGCGGAGGGCAAAGAGAGAUGGUGUCUGUUGCAGCGUUGUUGCUUCGCGCAUAGGAGAGAAGUUUUAUCUGACGUGCGGGUUUGAUACCCCAGUGGGAUGGGCAACGGAGGGAGAGGGCAAUCCGCUCAAGGGCGCUGCUGGGGGUCGAAUAUUGUUUCGGGAUGCAGAUGAGCUUGAGAAAGACGAGGAUGAGGUGUGGAGGGUUAGGAAUGAAGGGAGCGAUCGUGAGAACGAGCGAACGAAAUGA
Molecule: messenger RNA, 771 nt
Organism: Coniosporium apollinis CBS 100218
Lineage: Eukaryota; Fungi; Ascomycota; Dothideomycetes
Exons: 2
Coding region: 1-771 (256 amino acids)
Molecular function (GO): acyltransferase activity, transferring groups other than amino-acyl groups
Source: RefSeq, a predicted model, not a curated record